Molecule: messenger RNA, 1185 nt
Organism: Aureobasidium melanogenum CBS 110374
Lineage: Eukaryota; Fungi; Ascomycota; Dothideomycetes; Dothideales; Saccotheciaceae
Product: FAD/NAD(P)-binding domain-containing protein
Exons: 3
Coding region: 1-1185 (394 amino acids)
Molecular function (GO): FAD binding
Source: RefSeq, a predicted model, not a curated record
AUGCCCCAUAUCAUCAUAGUCGGGGCGGGUGUUGUGGGAUUGAUUUUGGGACAAGCGCUGAAACUGCAAGGUAUUCCAUUCACGAUUUUGGAACGAGAUAAAUCCGCAGACGGACGUGAACAGGGAUGGGCAAUCACGCUACACUGGGCUCUACCGCUCCUUGAGGAGAUGCUCUCACCGGAACUGAUUACUCGGAUAAAGGAGUGCCGAGUCAACCCAGAAGUCGCUGGAAACGAUGCUCGAGACUUCAAGUUGAUCAACCUGAGAGAUUGCAGCGAGAUCUUCAAUACCGCCUCUGGGGAGCGAUGGCGGGUCAACCGAGGCAGAUUCCGCUUGGCACUCAUGGAUGGCUUGGAAAGCAAUAUCCAGUGGGAUCAGCAUGUCAAAAGCGUCCAGUACCAUGAUGGUUUCGCCAGAGUCCAAUGCGCAAAAGGAAUAUUCCAUGACGCCGAUGUUAUCAUCGGCGCUGACGGGAGUAACUCAGCCAUCAGAAGAUUCUUGUGUCCUGAAAAGCACGAAGUGACUCCACUUCCAUAUCGCAUGCUUGGAGUUGGUACUCAGCUCACAGAGAGGCAAGUCGCCCCCCUUCGUUCCAUCGAUAAGCUUCUGUUUCAAGGGAGCGAACCGGGUACAGGCACCUUUCUGUACUACUCGCUCCUCAAGCCUUCGACGAAGGAAGAUUCAACCUGUACUGUUCAGAUUAACAUCAGCUGGCCGAAGCGUCUAAAUGAGGAUAAGGUGUUUCCCGACAACGCUUCGAGACUUGCAGCCUUCAAAUCCCGAGCUCGUGACUUCGCGCCUUGUCUGAAGCACGUAAUUGACGAUAUCGCCGAGGGCACACCCGUUCUAGAGAUACUUUUGGCAGAUUGGGAACCUGUGCCUUGGACCAACUCAGGAUACGUAACUCUGGCUGGAGACGCCGCUCACCCAAUGACAAUGUUUCGAGGAGAAGCUGCGAAUCACGGUAUUCUGGAUGCUCAUGAUCUCUGGAAAACCCUCAAGCUUGUGUAUCGGAAUGGCGGCAACAUGCGAGACGCCAUACGAGGCUACGGGGAAAGAAUGAUGACACGAGCUACAGAUGCAAUUAGGAAGAGUAGGGUCGCAUGUGAAGAUGCGCAUGGAGAUUCUAUGGAUGAGAAUAGCCCGCUGGUGACUGAAAGGACGAUGCCACAGCAAUAUGUCUGA